UCAUGAUGGCCGCUGUCUGGUCUGCCGGAUGGUGUCUCGCUCAGACGAGUUUCAUCCUCCGGUUCUGCCCGUUCUCCCGGUUCUCCCUGUGGUCCUGCAAGGUCAGUGGGCUUCCCGGCGCUGCGAGGUCCGGCCUGAGGUGCAGUUCCUGACUCGACACUUCAUCUUCCACGACAGCAACAGCAGCUGGGAGGGACAUUACUAUCAUUACUCUGAUCCGGCCUGCAGACACCCAACCUUCAGCAUCACGGCCAGAGGAGCAUACAGCAGAGGAGCAGAGUCAGCACGCAUCAGCGGAGCUACUGAGUACAUCUUCACAGUGCAGCAGGUGUGUGUUCUCCCUCUGGAUGUGUCGACCGUGUCUCUGCUGAACCUCUCCCCCGGGGCUCAGUGUGGUGUCCGCGGCUCCUGGAGGCUGGGCGAGCAGCAGGACGUGACGGCGACUCAGGGCUGCGCGGCUCUGGGCAUCCGGCUGCCGCACACAGAGUUCGAGAUCUUCCGCUCGCAGCGGCUGCAGGACGGCCGACUGCUGCUGUUCAACGGCCAGAGACCCAGCGACGGCUCCAGUCCCGACCGGCCCGAGCGCAGACCAUCAUCCUUCCAGCAGCCGCUCAUGCAGUGCACAGAGCAGAGCGUCAGCGGGUUCACGGAGCAGCAUCAGCACCAGCUCACCGUUACCAUGGUGAUGCUGCUGUUCUGGAGUCUGAUUGGCUGACUGUGGACACACAACACAACAUCAGCACCAGCUGCAUGUAACCAUGGCAAUCCUACUGUUCUGGACUCUGAUUGGUUGACUACAGACAUAUAGUGCAGCAUCAGUACCAGCUGAUUGCUACAAUGGCGAUGUUGCUGUUCUGAGCUCUGAUUGGCUAACUGGAGAACGAAAUUAAUGCAACAGCUGAGCUUCACCAUGGCAAUGCUGCUGCUCUGUACUCUGAUUGGCUGAUUGCGGACACAGCGCAACAUUAUCAACAGCUGACCGUAACCAUGGUGAUACUGCUAUUCUGGACUCUGAUUGGCUGACUGCAAACAUAUAAUGCAGCAUCAGUACUAGCUCACCGGUACCAUGGUGAUACUGCUGUUCUGGAGUCUGAUUGGCUGACUAAGGACACACAACACAGCAUCAAAACCAGCUCAAGGUAACCAUAGCAAUGCUGCUGUUCUGGAAUCUGAUUGGCUGACUACAACCAGACAAGAGCAUCAGCUCACCAUCACCAUGGUGAUACUGCUGUUCUGGACUCUGAUUGGCUGAAUGCAGACACAGCGCAACAUCAUCAACAGCUGAUCACAACCAUAGUGAUACUGCUGUUCUAGAGUCUAAUUGGCUGACUACAACCAGACAAGAGCAUCAGCUCACCAUCACCAUGGUGAUUCUGCUGUUCUGGAGUCUGAUUGGCUGACUAAGGACACACAACACAGCAUCAAAACCAGCUCAAGGUAACAUGGCAAUGCUGCUGUUCUGGAAUCUGAUUGGCUGACAACAGCCAGACAACACAACAUCAGCUCACUGUUACCAUGGUGAUACUGCUGUUCUGGACUCUGAUUGGCUGACUACAACCAGACAACACAGCAUCAGCUUACCGUCACCAUGGUGAUACUGCUGUUCUGGACUCUGAUUGGCUGACUACAACCAGACAACACAGCAUCAGCUCACCGUCACCAUGGUGAUACUGCUGUUCUGGAGUCUGAUUGGCUGAAUGCGGACACAGCGCAACAUCAUCAACAGCUGAUCACAACCAUAGUGAUACUGCUGUUCUGGGCUCUGAUUGGCUCACUGUGGAUACACAACAGCAUCAACACCAGUUGAAUGUAACCAUGGUGAUACUGCUGUUCUGGACUCUAAUUGGCUGAAUGCGGACACAGCGCAACAUCAUCAACAGCUGACCGCAACCAUGGUGAUACUGCUGUUCUGGGCUCUGAUUGGCUGACUGUGGAUACACAACAACAUCAACACCAGUUGAGUGUAACCAUGGUGAUGCUGCUGUUCUGUUGUCUGAUUGGCUGACUGGAGGACUGAAUGACCAAUGAAAACACUGAUGCACAACUGCAGCACUUUACUGACCUGAAGACGUGUAUUCUAAAUGUAAUAACUGAUAAGGUCAAUAUUAUUAGCCCCCUUAAGAAACCAAUAGGGAUGCACUUUAUUUAUUGUAUAUUAUUGUUUUUACUGAUUAUUAUUAAGGGAUUUUACUAUGCACGUUUAAAAUUAAGGGCAUCCCGGUGGCACAGUGGGUAGCACGAUCGCCUCACAGCAACACUGAAAAAAAUUAUUCAAAAAUGAUUCCUUGGAUUUACUCAAUUUUACUACGUUACGUGGUUGUAACCAAUUUAUUUGUGUUGAAUUUGAACAAACAAAUUAAGUUCAACAUUGAUAAACUUAAUUUGU
This is a messenger RNA of Danio rerio (zebrafish), 2386 nucleotides long. NCBI's taxonomy places the organism in Eukaryota, Metazoa, Chordata, Actinopteri, Cypriniformes, Danionidae. The record is from RefSeq and is a predicted model, not a curated record.